AUGUUCUCAUGUAACAGAAUCAAUGUCAACCUUGUGAAGAAAGACGUGUUCCACACCUGCGACGACUUCAUUCCGGUAACUUUAUUCCUUUUUUCAGAUUGACAAAAUUUUAUUCACAGGGCGUUGACACCAAGGACGUCGUCAAGCUUCGCAAGGUCGAACAAAGAGGAAAAAUUAAUGAAGCCUCAAGCUGGCACCGGCCGAGAAACUUUGAGCAAUGCAAGUUUAUUUUUUAAUGACCUGGUGUAUGGUCUGGGUAAGAAUUUUUUUUUCUUCUGCCAAAUAAAGAUUUGCGCAUCAUUACUGCAUUCAUUACUUUAGUGAAGUUUUAUAAACAAACAGAUUCGAAGCAAGGAAACUCGACAGAAACAUUUUGUCAAACGAAAGCAUAGAAUCCACCAGGAACUUCAAGCUACUGCACAAAACAGAUACGAAAAAUUAAAGAAAAGCUCAGGAAGUUUUCAUUUAAAAGCUUAUUUUGCGUAAGUUUCUACGAGUUCGAAAAGAAAAAAAGGUAAGUUCCAGCAAUAAAAAUCUUUACACAGCACAGACAAAACAAACAAAUAAAUGACAGAGAAGAAGUCAAAAAGUGUGAAAGGGUUUGCCAAGAAAGAUUCAUGAGAACAAAGACAUUUCAUCGUUUGGCAGCACUUAAAGAACAAUCUUUCAAGACGCAAACUGUUUAUGUGAGGUCACAUAAACGUUUGAACGAGUAAAGAAAGACUGGUGUUUGGGAAAUGGUUAUCUCAAAAUAGUCGGUAGAAUCGCUGGACAAACACAGAUAGUCGUUUGAAUUCCUUGAAAACACCAGUAACUUCUGCUUUUUAGACCAAAAACUUGGCCAUCGUGAUCAAAGUCAAGGAAAAGGAUAGAAGAUCUCUCAAUAUGACACAAAAAUUUUUUUGUUAUAUUUUUUUCAAUGAGUCGCAUUACAAUAAAAAGAUAACCGUGGCGAUCUCUAGUAUCUUUUUUUCCGAUUCAUCGCGACGCAGUAUUUUUUUCGAGAAACAGAGCUCUUUCUGAGACAGUCUCAAUCAUUUAAUUUUUAGCUAUUUUUUUAAUCAACUGGAACGAGAUUCAGUUUUUAUAUCAUAAGAUAACUUUGCUUACGUUUUUUUUCAGAGCAACGGAAAUUGAGAAAAAAAGCUUGAAUUUACUCAGUCUCCGGCAAGUUCAGGCGUCUCAGAACGGGAAUUCUUGUUUCACCGAGCAGAACAAUUAUUUGCGGACGUACUGAGCCGCCAUAACUUUGUACUAAAACAAAAAAGACAGAUCUGAAAAACAUCUAAGCAAAGUUUCAUCAAAGUCAGGAUCUGGACGUAUUUUUAUUAUUCUUAUGCUUUCACAAGUCGUGCAAACUGUUGGAAACUCUGGCAAUUCAGUCUUUUCGUUUAUUUUCUAGUCGCAAUCAUCGAGAAAUAUCAUACCAAACUCAAAGUUUUCCAAUUUUUUGAACUUCUUCCUUUUUUCUCUCUUUAAAAUGAAGUUUUUAUCUAUCUGCAAUUUAUUUUUUGUCUUUUCGCGGUAUCUGUUCGUUCGAAAUUUUGUGCAAACUUCUUAUAUGAAUGAAUUUAUUUUUCAGGAAAAACACCUGUAUCUCGACAUGUCCGUCUCUGGUAGCCCUCUCCUGAAAGGAAUUCUCGAGGCCUCCAAGGAGGAUCAUACGAUCUACAUCCAUAAGAAUACGUACAUUUUGGUAAGCUUUCGAUAUGAACAGAAAUAGCUUUUGGAUGUCACCUCCUCUAGAAUAUAGAAACCCUUGUGGUUGCUUAUUCUAAAAAUAUUUUUUUCAGCUUGAACACGAAAACGAGCUUUUAAUGUUCGGAGUGUCAUUUUAUUCUUAUCUUUUAACAAAAUUUUCCAGGUGGAUUCAGCGCCGGAAGCGAUUGGUUGGGCUGUUGAGUCAUUCGCAAUUUCUUCCGACGGGCUUCUCUCGACAUGGGAUUCCACUUUGGAGGCUUUCAGCCGGGACUUGAUUCCCCGGACGCCUCCAUUUUUCUCGACUCCUUGUUCUUCGUCUGUGAUCGAGGUUAGUUGAGCUCUUUCAUUGCCAAAAAACUUCAAAACUGAGGCAACACAUUCUAUUUUUUUUUACGUGGUUUGAUUUGAAAUCCGUUUUUUUGUCACAGUAACUGAAUUUUUUCAGGAGGACUGGGAAACAGGAAAAACUGGCCGUGCUCACGAAUGGUCGACGACGUUUUCCGAUGGCCUGCUGUCGUCAACGGACUCCACCUUGAAGGCGAUCAGCCGGGACUUGAUCCCCCGGACGCCUCAAUCGUCUUCCAAACCUUUUUCUCUUGAUUUGGAGACAACGUCUUCCGACGGAUUAUUGUCGACUUUGAUUUCUAGUCUGUCCACAACGUCAUCCGGUCUCUCCGUUACAAGUCCAUCUCUGACAAGAAGUCUUUCGUCUUCUCACCGUCCCGUCAGGGUGAGUCAUGUUUUUACUCAUUUUCUCUUCUUUAAGAAUGGAAGACAUCUUCACACAUUUCAGCAUGUUUUUCAGAACUUCCAUGUCCGUCGGGACCGAGAAAACGCCAAGAAUAUGAUCACCUUCAUGUGCGAACGAUCGUCCAGUGAACAACUUCUUGUAAGAAGAAUGAAUGAUAAGGUAACUUUUGCAAAAUUGAACGAGAUUACGAAGAACGAUUUCUCAGUUCAAGGAGCUGAUGUCCGAAGCUUCGGAUGAGUCGCCGGAAUACAACGAGAGUAUCACGACCAACGCUGCCAGCGACCAUUCAGUCCUGAUCCCCAACUUCUCUGGAUUGAGAAACGCGGUACAUUUUUUCUGAUAAUUUAUUUAAUCAUUUCUUCUUGACAAGGUGCCAUGCAAAUACGAAAAAAAUUACAAAAAAGAUUUUGGUUGUAUGGGCUGAAUUCGUGUGAGAAAGUUCGGCUGAUAACGUUUGGGAAAAAUUUUUCAUACUUUCCGCUCAAUCCUCUUGAAGUACGAGCAUGACACUUCUAUGAAAAAUAGGCGAUUUUUCAACCGAAAUUCUCACCUAGUACCUAUUUCAGAUCUCCACUGGAUCCUUCGAGGUCGUCGCCACGUUCGAAGCCGCAUCCGAAUCUUUCUCCAGGUAAGCUUUAUUCAGCCUUAGUGAUAUUUGGAUUUCAGAAUGAAUGUGUAUGCGAGCGUCGAGGAAAGCCUCGAAAUGUUGGGCGACGUCAAAUCGGCGGCUAUCAAAGAAGGAAUCCGUGUGACGGGGUUUGUCAGAAACAGGAAAUUUCAGCAAAAAUAUAUUUUCAGAUUCGUGAGCUGUGCCAUUGGCUGUCCUUGCGAAUGUAAAGUUUUGCCUGCUCAUCUGACUCAGAUCACAAAACUCUUGCUCCGCUUUGGUUGCACUGAAGGUGAGGAAUUUUACCAUUGUUGGGUAUUUCGUAGAAAAUUGGUGCUUGGAAUAACAAAGUUGGGAUCCGUGUCUCUUGGUUCUGCAGGACUCUGAUAAAGACGUUCAAAAAAAAAGUGAAGUCAAAAAUCUUACAUUGUGAAUUUUUUUAUGCUUCCCUUCUUAUCACGCUUUUCGUGAUUUUAAUAAUUUACGAAAACUUUUCAGUCCACGUCAAAGAGACAAAAAGUCGCACUGACGGAUUCAGCGGGAGACUUUAUCAAUAUUCGGCUCACGUCUACUCCCACGGAUGGAACUGCGGUACCGUCUGAAAAACGCCAACGACAUGACACUUGUGGAUAUUCACAUUCCUGUCCAGGUCAGUAAUCUGAAAUUUGCUGGAACUUUUGUUUUCGAUUAUAAGUAUCCAUUGUAAUUUUCGGGGUCAAAAAAUAAUUUUUCAUAUGAACAAGAGCCGAAAAGUUAGAAUAAAAAAUCUUUAUUUUUUCUUAAUACAUAUAUAACUAUUUUUCAGAAAGGAAUUUGUGUUGGAAACACAUCGAAUGGGGAAUCUGACGGAGUUCCUCAUCUGCCGUCCAAGGACAACACCGGGGAAGAAGCCGACGUCGUCAUCUACAAAUUCUAG
Molecule: messenger RNA, 3975 nt
Organism: Caenorhabditis auriculariae
Lineage: Eukaryota; Metazoa; Nematoda; Chromadorea; Rhabditida; Rhabditidae
Source: the annotation of a GenBank genome assembly